Molecule: messenger RNA, 2468 nt
Organism: Lactuca saligna
Lineage: Eukaryota; Viridiplantae; Streptophyta; Magnoliopsida; Asterales; Asteraceae
Source: the annotation of a GenBank genome assembly
AUGGGUGUAAAGUCAUUUUACAGGUGGCUGGUGAACAAGUACCCAAAAAUAGUGGUGAAUACGGUGGAGAAGACGAAUGAACAAGACGGAACUCUGGCCAACCCCAACGGCCUUGAAUUUGAUAAUCUUUACCUCGACAUGAACGGAAUCAUACAUCCAUGUUUUCAACGGGAAUACGAAGAUGUUCUUUCAAAACAUUUAAAUACCGAUGUUCUUUCAAAACAUUUAAAUACUCCUGCAUCUUACGAAGAUGUUUUCAGCAACAUAUUUGAGUAUAUAGACAGGGUUAUGAUGAUAGUAAGACCACGAAAGCUUCUAUAUUUGGCCAUAGAUGGGGUUGCACCAAGAGCUAAAAUGAACCAGCAAAGAACAAGAAGAUUUAGAAAUUCCAAAGACCACGAGACACUUCGGAAAGAAGAAGAUAGAUUGAGAAGACAAUACGAAAUUGAAGGUAGAGAUGUUCUUCCGCACCAGGAAUCAGAAAUGUCAGAUUCGAGCAUAAUCACUCCUGGCACAACGUUCAUGUUCGAGUUAUCAAAGCAACUCCAGACUUACGUUAAUCUGCGCAUAUCAAAAAAUGAUGCAUGGAAACACUUGAAGGUAAUUCUCUCUGAUGCGAAUGCCCCUGGUGAAGGAGAACACAAGAUAAUGUCAUUCAUACGGCUUCAACGUACUUGCCCUGGUUAUAAUCCGAAUACACGCCAUGUCUUUUAUGGUCAGGAUACAGACCUUAUUAUGCUCGCUCUGGCUACACACGAAGUCCAUUUCUCCAUUUUGCGAGAGAAUGUUUUUGCAGAAUAUAACUCAAGAACAAGUCGCUCCUCUGUGUCGUUGCCAGCUGGAAAGCCAAAGUCGUUGGUGAAGAAGCCGCACCAGUUUGUUCAUGUUUGGAUACUGAGAGAAUAUAUUAACCUUGAUUUGAGAACGAAAAAUGUUCCUGAAAAUUUUGAAUAUGAUAUUGAACGACUCAUUGAUGAUUUCAUCUUCUUAUGCUUUUUUGGUGGAAAUGAUUUUCUUCCGCCUAUGCCAACCUUGGAAAUUCUUGAGGGUGCUAUUGAUCUAUUGAUUCAUGUAUACAAGCAAGAUCAGAUUCUCAUGAACGAAAAGCAAGAUCAGAUUUUCAUGGCGGUCGAAAAGUUCAUCCUUGCAGUUGGCGCAUAUGAAGAUCAGAUUUUCGAGAAAAGAUCAACAAUAUUCCACAAGAGCAAGCUUCGAUACAUGUUGUCAGAAGUCAAGGAUAAGAGUCGUAAGGGAGAAGACAGUUUGUUUUCUGUGACAAGAAGUGCUCACAAUCACAGUGAAAAAUCAACCGAUCAUGAUGUACAAAUGGCCGAGAAUACAAAAGCAUUGAAGGAGAAAUUAAAAUCUUACAUGUGUGAGAUAUCGGAUAAUUUCAAAAACGGUUUUCUUUCAGACAUGGUGAAACUGGGUACUCCUGGAUGGAGAAAACGCUAUUACAAAUACAAGUUUUCUGCUGAAACAGAAGUGGAUAUGGAAAAUACGAGGAAAGAAGUCAAAAAAUACACCGAAGGGUUGUGUUGGGUUCUUCUAUAUUACUUCUCGGGUGCUGCGUCAUGGACAUGGUUUUACCCAUUCCAUUAUGGGCCAUUCCCAUCAGAUUUUAAAGGUCUUUCAAGUACUAAAGUUACGUUUCAAAGAGGAUCCCCCUUGAAACCAUUUGAUCAACUUAUGUCUGUUCUCCCCCCUACAAGUGCUCAUGCACUUCCACCUUCAUAUGGGUCACUAAUGACAACUGAUGAUUCGAGUAUUCUUGAUUUCUAUCCUAAUGAUUUUGAUGUCGACAUGGAUGGGAAAAAAUUUCUUUGGCAGGGUAUCUGCAAGCUUCCAUUUAUCGAUGAGGAGAGCCUUCUUGCUUCAACAAAGAUGAUUGAGAAGGAACUGACUGAGGAGGAAGCUAAAAGAAAUGCUGAGAAUCCCGACAAGUUGUUCCUACACAUUUCAGAAAAUCUUGCCUUGCGGAUUAUCACUUCCUUCAACAAUGAAGGCUCCAUCGAGCAAAAGACAGGCUUAAGUUUCAAUGGAGACAUAAAUGGUUUUGUCCAUCCUAACCUAGAGCCCGAGUAUGUUGGUGAUUCUAAAGGCCUUGGAAACGAUCUUGAUGUUCUAUGUGUAUACUAUGAUCCACCAUGCUUCUCUCUUCAUAUCCCUUGUGUCCUUGAAGGCACAUCCAUUCCAGAACCGACUGUGAGUGAAUCCGAUAUCGAGGAAGGAUGCUUGUGCAUGAGAGCCAUGGUUACCCUGUACGAAGCAAUAGAUCACAUACACAGGUUCAAGAAGCUAAAAUAAACCCUAACCGAAGCAAUAGGUUUGUUGAUGCCACAAGGACACCAAAAGAACAAACAAGCUGUGCUUCUUGGUGGAAUACUUAUGGGAGAGGUUCUCGGACAAACAAUGUGUAUGGUCAGUCUCGGUCAGUUGGGUCAGACUCCAAUUUAAACAGAAACCAG